Molecule: messenger RNA, 1728 nt
Organism: Aspergillus versicolor CBS 583.65
Lineage: Eukaryota; Fungi; Ascomycota; Eurotiomycetes; Eurotiales; Aspergillaceae
Exons: 1
Coding region: 1-1728 (575 amino acids)
Source: RefSeq, a predicted model, not a curated record
AUGUUGCUCGACCUGAUCUGGAAUCAAUUAACCAAUGGAACGAGAGGACACAUGAAUCGCAGCAAAAGGGAGUACUGCCUCGUCCUCUACUACAUCCUCGACUGGCUUGAGAACGACGAGCUUCUGAGCCUGAUGGAAGCAUUCCCCGCAAUGGCCGGCGUGAUCUACUGGUCCUACGGCGCGAAAUAUCGAUGGAAGAACGCAAUACAGCAACGGAGAGACGACAGUCAGGCACUAUUCUGGCACCAGCUGCGAGAGGCGGUGCGGGAGCAGCGGGAGACUCACGACGAGGUCAUUAAGUUGCGGCAGGAGGCCAAGGGGUUUGAGGCCUGGAACAAUGUUCCUCAAUGGAGGCAUACCCAGAGGGAGGCAAAGCGGAGGUUGUUGGCUGCGGAGGUCUUUGAGCUGGAGCAGCAGUUGGAGUGUGUUCAGCAGCUACAAAGGCCCAAUGCGAGUACGCUAAGGUGGAAUCGAAGGUUCGCGGUGCAGAUUCGGCUUGAUAUCCAGAAUGCGAUCAGAGAUGCGAAAGCAGAAGACGACGAGGUGGCGCUGGAAAUUCCCUCUAAACACCAGACUGACCCUGAACGCCUGCCUGCUCGGCCACAGCUGAAGUCUUUCGUGGACGAUGAUCUCAGUAUACCAGCCAAAGUAGUCGAAGAGAACCUACAAGAUGUAGGCUUCCAACCAAUCGAGCGGAUGAUCUUGCGAGAUUACCACCAAUCCCUGCGAGUCCUGUACAGACUGGGCUUGUUCGACCCCAAAGGCUACACCCACGAUGAAAGCACCUACCUCGCCGAUGCCAUCGCCUGCACAAGCAAGGGUUGCACCAAGUUCAUAAUGAGCCACUACGACUCUGGCAAACUCCUCACCCAUUCAUCACUGCCCAGCAUCUGGCCGGGCCCCUUCGAAAUCGGCAACCAUAUCGACCUCCUCAUCGAGACGGAAUUCAACUACGGGCUCGGCCUCGCCCUGAAAAUCCUGCUCCAGCGCUCCCUAGACUUAAACACCUCACUAUGGCCGCACACGAGGAGCCACAUCUGCGAAUUCGCCACAGGCCAUGUAGCUUCGCUUCUAAAGAGAGUCGGCGUGGACCUUACGGACACAACCGACUGGUCCCCUAGGGAUACACCGUGGCACAUGGCCGCAAGAAACCCGAACAAGUCGUUCUAUAAUUUCCUAAACCAACGUAUCCCGCACACAAUAAACCAGCCCGAUAGAAACGGUGAUCUGCCAAUUACGAUUGCGCAAAGACUAGACGAGAAAGAGAGGGCACAGUGGCUUAUUGACCGGGGUGCGGCAGUCUAUCCCGCUGUUCGGAAGAUGUUAUCCAACCUUUGCUCCCCCGAGGACGAAUGGUUCCUGUUUUACUUUCAAGCUGCCGGUACCAGCCUGCCUACAGAGCCCUGGAUAAACGAUGUUAUUGAUGGGUUGAAUGAGGAGAUAGCUAGGCAGGGGGCGGAGGAGAGAGGGUCAUUGAACGAACGGGCGGCGGAGCUUAUUAUGAAGCUGAAGAAUGGAAAUGGCGUUUCCAGUGCGAGCCUGCGUACUUUGAACGAUAGGAAUGAGACGCCGCUUCAGGCUGCGACAAGGUAUGGGCUGAACGAAAUUAUUCAUCUGCUGCAGCCGCCGAAGCCCGUCAGACGGGAGCAUUCAUCGAGGUAUAAUUUAAGGAAGCGGGCACAGAGGUAUAACUUGAGGAAGAGGGUGAAGAGGGACUCUUCCAAAUAG